This is a messenger RNA of Thrips palmi, 3573 nucleotides long. RefSeq names its product IWS1-like protein. Bases 161 to 2665 code for a protein of 834 amino acids. Lineage: Eukaryota; Metazoa; Arthropoda; Insecta; Thysanoptera; Thripidae. Gene Ontology annotation, biological process: poly(A)+ mRNA export from nucleus. The record is from RefSeq and is a predicted model, not a curated record. Gene Ontology annotation, cellular component: nucleus. The transcript has 12 exons.
CUUGGGAUUUCAUGUCAUGUUCACCCGUCAGUUUUAACCAUUGCGUUCAGCCUGUUUGCUUAAAUCCGUUUUAACGCUGGUGUGUUUGUUCCACCAAAAUUUUGCUGCGCUGGUGGCGUAAGCUUGACGAAGUCAUCAAAGUAUUCCACCUAGGAACACAAUGGAGCAAGAUGAAACCCCUUCAAGCCCAGUGGCAAAUGCUCAUGAAAGUGACAACGAGUCUGCAAAAUCUGUAGGAAGCAAUAAGUCUGGAAGAUCAUCCAGGUCAAGGAAAUCCAGAUCAAGAUCAGUUUCGUCUGAAAGGCGUUCUGCAUCAGGGUCACCUGCCUCAAGGCCAAGGUCCCGUUCCAGAUCUAAGUCUGGCUCCAGGUCGCCGUCAAGAAAGUCUGGGUCUCCAUCACCACCUGGAUCACCAGCGAGGUCACCAGCAGAAUCGCCUGCUGGAUCACCUGCUGGAUCUCCUGCUGGGUCACCUGCCGGAUCACCCGCGGGAUCACCAACUGGAUCACGAGCAGGAUCUCCGAAUGCUGGGUCCAGAAAUGCCUCCAGAUCACGCUCCCGUUCUCGCUCCUCAUCUGCUUCAAGGCCUGGUUCGCGAGCAGCGUCCGGGUCGAGAGGGUCAAGGUCACGAUCAAGGUCCAAGUCAGGUUCAAGAGCUGGGUCUGUGCCUCGAGAAAAGUCCAGGUCUAGAUCGCGGUCUCGUUCAAGAUCAAAGUCUGGAUCCAGAGCAUCAGGGUCCGUCCGAUCUAGAUCUGGCUCGCGGUCAAGGUCUCGUUCUGGUUCAAGACGCUCCCGGUCUCGUUCAAGAUCAAGUGCGAAAUCUCGUUCGAGAUCGAGGUCUGGCUCUAGAUCUGUGUCAAGGUCGCGGUCUCGGUCGCGUUCUCGGUCCAAAUCGGGCUCGCGCUCUAGAUCCAGAUCUGGCUCAGCUGCUCGCGCAUCCAGAGCAUCCAGAUCCCGCUCAAGGUCUCGAUCUAGGUCCAGAUCUAAAUCUAAAUCAAGGUCUAGAAGUCCUUCUGAGGUGGAGGAAAGGAGAUCUGUUGUGGAUAGUGAAUCAGAUCCAGAAAAAUCCAAGCCCAAGAAAGGUUCUCAGAAAGGAAGUGAUGCUGAGAGUGAAAGUGGGGGUGCCUCUGAUGCAGGCAGUGGCUCAGAGCGUAAAGUGAAAAGAAAGAAAAAGAAACCUUCCCAAGGUAUUGCAUCUGAUUCAGAAGAUGAAGGCCAAAAGUCUGAUUCCAGUCGAGGCCGAAAGAAAAAGAAGCGUGCAGUUCUUUCAGAUUCUGAAGGAGAGGAUGGGAAGUCCUCGAGACGAAGUCGUAGCCGUAGCCGAUCUGGAAGCAGAAGCAGAAGUGGUAGCAGGAGUGGAAGUGGAAGCCGGAGCCGGAGUCGGAGUCGCAGCGGAAGCCGGCGCCGCAGCAGGAGUAGGAGCGGAAGUGGGAGCCGCAGCAGAAGCAGGAGUCAUAGCGGCAGCAGAAGUAGAAGUCACAGCAGGAGCAGGAGCAGAAGUCGCAGUCGGAGCAAGAGCAGAAGCAGAAGCCGCAGUGGCAGUCGUAGUGGAAGUGACAUAGAGAGUGGCAGUAAAGCUAAAAAAAGGCCUGCUCGAGAUGCACUUUCAGAUUCAGAUGGCGAAGGAGGGGAGCCGAAGAAAUCGAAAGGGUCUGGUGAUGAGGGAGGGGCUGCUGGUGAGGGUGGAGCUAGUGGCGAUGAGGGGAAAGUAGAAGAAAAUGCGGAGGCUGCACCUCCUGCAGAUGCUGGUGAUGAUUCUGAUGAGGGACCAUCCAGAGACGACACUGGUUUGUCUGAUUUUGAUGUUAUGCUUCAACGAAAGAAAGAGGAAAAGAAGAAGCGAAAGAGAAAAGACAUUGAUAUUAUUAACGAUAAUGAUGAUAUAAUAGCACAACUUUUGGCUGACAUGAAAAAUGCAGCUGAUGAGGAUCGCCGUUUUAACCAGCAAAAUAAACCUGCCACCAAUAAAAUUGCUAUGCUUCCGAAAGUUAUGUCUCAAUUAAGAAAGCAUGACCUUCAGUUGGCGUUCAUUGAGCACAACGUCCUCUCUGUCUUAACAGAUUGGCUUGCUCCUAUGCCAGAUCGUAGUUUACCGUCUUUGAGAAUCCGGGAGAAUAUUCUGAGACUAUUGAGAGAAUUUCCCCGAAUUGAUCAAUCAUCACUAAAGCAGUCUGGGAUUGGUAAAGCAGUGAUGUAUCUCUACAAGCAUCCUAAGGAAACUAAAGAAAAUAAAGACAAGGCAGGCCGGCUUAUAAGCGAAUGGGCUCGUCCAAUUUUCAACGUUUCUACUGACUUCCAAUCCCUUAGCCGUGAGGAAAGGAUGCAACGUGAUCUUGAGCAAUUACCCAAGAGGAGACGGGGAUCAGAUGAAGAUAGAGAAGAGCAAGCACCUCGAGAACUUGGCAAAGCUCUUACUGCUGAUGGAAGGGAUGCCCUAAGACCAGGUGAUAAAGGAUGGGUGUCCCGUGCCCGUGUUCCAAUGCCAUCAAAUAAGGAGUAUGUUAAUCGGCCAAAGUGGAAAACAGAUGUUGAUAUGAGUAGGACUUCCAAGAAGCAGAUGACCAAAUUUGAAAAACAUUACAAGACUUUCAUUGAUGCAAAACGAGCUAAACAAGUACGACGAGCGGUGCAAAUUUCUAUUGAAGGUCGAAAUAUGGCCUUGUAAUACUAGCUAGACUUUUGUCUCCCUAACUUUAAAAAUUGGUACAUGUGUAAAUGACCUGAUUUGUGUCCCUCUUUCUCUGCAGUCUCCUAAUCUGUAACAAGUUUACAAAUAAUUGACAAAUUUGAUCAUACAUAGUGUAAUUUUCAAAGAUAAAUUUCACAUUUAAACUAUUGUCUCAUGAUACUGUAGCGUUAAGAUAUCCAUAGGUUUCUGCUAGCUUGUGCAGUGAAAAGACUCAUUUACUGAGCAUCAGAUGGCUCAUUUUUUUUUUAAAUGUCAACAAUUACAAGUUUGUGAAAAACUGGAUUAAUUGAAGAGGUAUGUGGUGUGGUGUGACCUUAAAACAAGGAUUAGACAAUCACGACUGAAAUACUGUGAUAUUUCUAAAUAUUGGUAUUAACUAACAUGUAAAUGUAAAGCAGAUUAUGUGCCAUUCAGAGAAUAACCAUCAGUUUGAUGUGUUUGUCAUUUGUGCAAUGCUAAGUUAAUAUACUAGUAUGUUGGUUUUUUUUAGUUUUCAAUACUUGGCCAUAACCUGCUGUGCAAAAUUUUUGAGUACCUCUCAAAUUGCUCCAAUAUUUUACAAACUCAUUAGAUUUAAACUUUUUGUUCCCCUGGAGAAACUGACUUUAUGUGUGUUCUGUCGAUGUUUAAAGCAGCAGUGGUUGGCAAAUAAACUGUUGAAGGUUGCCGAAACCUUUAAGUUACUGGUAGGAAAUUCCAAUUGUGUCCUCAUUGUACUUAAUCAAGUAGCAUCCUUUUUUUGAAAUUUCAGCUAAAUUGAAGUAUAAAUUCAGCCUAAGUUUGUGACCUUGUGUUGUGGUGGUUUUGUUCGGACAAGGUUAGCUAUGAUGUAAUGAAGCACAAUGUACAAACAAUAUUAUAUUAAAAUAUUAUAUUACAAAUAG